Molecule: messenger RNA, 645 nt
Organism: Coffea eugenioides
Lineage: Eukaryota; Viridiplantae; Streptophyta; Magnoliopsida; Gentianales; Rubiaceae
Product: lignin-forming anionic peroxidase-like
Exons: 3
Coding region: 1-585 (194 amino acids)
Biological process (GO): response to oxidative stress
Molecular function (GO): peroxidase activity; heme binding
Source: RefSeq, a predicted model, not a curated record
AUGAUAUUAUUGGGUAAAUUUUCUUUUUCUGUUGGGGGUCCGUCAUGGACCGUAAAGCUGGGAAGAAGAGAUUCUACCACUGCUAGUCGUUCCCUAGCAGACAGUGAUCUUCCUGCCCCUUUUGACCAUCUUGAUAGACUUAUUACCCUAUUUUCAAACAAGGGUUUUACUCCCAGGGAAAUGGUUGCCUUAUCAGGAGCCCACACGGUAGGCCAGGCACAAUGUUUUACAUUCCAGCAAAGGAUAUAUAGCAACGGAGCAGAUAUUAAUGCAGGCUUUGCCAGCGCCCGCCGUCGCCGGUGCCCACGAACCGGCAGAAAUAGCAAUUUGGCACCACUUGAUUUGGUGACACCAAAUCAAUUCGACAACAACUACUACAAGAAUCUUGUGCGGAAGAAAGGCCUUCUGAUAUCAGACCAAACCCUUUUCAAUGGAUCAUCAACUGAUACUAUUGUUAAAGAAUAUAGCAAAAAUCCUCGAACUUUCUCGUCUGAUUUUAGUGCAGCAAUGGUUAAAAUGGGUGAUUUAAGCCCCCUUACAGGUCAAGAUGGGAUCAUUAGACGGGUUUGCAGUUCCAUAAACUAGAGAGCCAGCAUCAUUUUCCUGGAAGACUGGUCAAGUUCAGUAUUUUCCUUUUUUAUUCCA